Molecule: messenger RNA, 968 nt
Organism: Oenanthe melanoleuca
Lineage: Eukaryota; Metazoa; Chordata; Aves; Passeriformes; Muscicapidae
Gene: SMIM29
Product: small integral membrane protein 29
Exons: 5
Coding region: 245-550 (101 amino acids)
Source: RefSeq, a predicted model, not a curated record
GGGGGGGAGCCCGGGGCAACCGGAACGAGGAGGAAAGGGGGGGAAUUGGGGAAUUGGGGAGGGGAUCGGGGAUCCGGGGUGUCCCGGGCAGAGCCCAUUGCGGGGAACCCUCCCGCAGGUUGAGGCGGAUCCGCUCCCAGCCCCAGUUCUGCGGGGAGGGGGGUGCGGGGAUCAUUAGCGGAGCUCCGGUCCGUGGGGCCGGCCAGGCGCGUCCCCCCAUGCGGGCAGCAGCCGGCGCUGGGCCAUGAGCAACGCCACGGCCCCCACGGCCCCGGGCGCGGCGGGGGACUCGCUGGUGGGCUCCGUGCUGGGACCCUUCCUCCUCCUCACCCUCCUCGGCGCCCUCCUGGCUGCGGUGAUGUACGUCAAGAAGAAGCGCAGGUCCGACCGGCUGCGGCACCGGCUGCUGCCCAUGUACAGCUACGACCCGGCGGAGGAGCCGCCCGAGUCGGAGCAGGAGCUGCUGGUGGAGGCUGAGGAGGCUCAGGUGGUGCCCGGCUGGGGGGGACCCUCUUCCCCCUGGCCCCCGCGCAGGGACUGGAGGGCCUGACCCUGCCUGGAGCACCGGGACCAGAUCCUGCCCACGGGAGGGACGGGAGGACGGUGUCAGCACUGGUACCACCAGCCAAAACUACAGGAUGUGCCACGGUGGUGCCACAGCCACUGCCCCCACCUCUGAGCACUGACCAGGACAUCUCCCACCUCAGUGCCUGAUUUUGCUUUUUUUUUUUUCCUGCUUGAACUGCUCCAGCAGCCCCUUGGAAAGCGCCGGGAGGGCUCACAGGGGCUGGGGCAGUGGCAGGGAGCAGCAGGCACGGGAUGCCUGGGGGAAGUGGGAUAAAUAAACGUGUCUCUGCCUUGGCCCCGAGGCUCGGUGUGGGGCUGGGGUUUCCCGGCCUUGGGCGGGAUUUUGGGGGGCAGAAGGGCUUUGCCUGUUUGUGUUUCCAUCGGCAGCUCAUCGCCGUGGA